AUGUCGGGCAUUCAACAAGUACAAGUACAGCAUCAGCAGCCAGCAAGCCAACCUGAAGGUCAAGGUCAAGGUGCAAAUCAAACUCACGGUCAAGGAGCUCCAACUCGGCCUGCCAAUUACCCAAGUCCAACUUACUCGUCUCCCUCGCUCGCCCCAGCGCAGCAAUACGCCUACCCUCAACCUCCUCCCCAAGACCCCGACCAGCAACAAUACCGCACCAGCCCGACAGGCAGCAACGGCUCCAUGUCCCUCCCCGGUAUCCGAUCAAUUGAUCCUAUGCAACCGCCGCCACCACAGCAGCAGCAACAGCACAACAUGGCGAACCUCCAGCAACAAGUCCCGAUGGGCAACCCUUAUUAUCACCAUCAAGGCUCCGCCCUCCCACACCCCCAACACUCACAAUAUGCCAACGUUACCUCCGAUCCAUCAGGACAAGGAAUGCGCUAUGCGCUGCCUACAUCCGGCGACUCGCGCAUCAUGAGCGGUGGUCGACACAAGAAGGAGAUCAAGCGUCGAACCAAGACGGGCUGUCUGACGUGCCGCAAGCGCCGAAUCAAGUGCGACGAACAACACCCGGCUUGCCGCAACUGCCAAAAGUCUAAGCGUGAGUGCCUUGGCUACGACCCCAUCUUUAAGCAGAGCCCAGGUCCCGCUGCCAUCCAACCCGCCCCAAGUUCUGGUUCUUCUAUGGGUGGCAGUCCCGCUAGCUCCAACCCGUACGGCAACCAACCUCAUAUGCUCCAAGGCUACGGUGCUCACCCCAACAUGCCCGCCUACGAUCCUGCUCUCUCGUCCGGUGUCCCCCAAGCUCCCAAUCAAUACGACUACGCUUCCGCCAUCGACCCAUCGCUGUCCGAGGCUGCUGCACCCCCAGCAAUGAACAGAAUCAUACCCGCAUAUGAGACUACUUCUCCAGCCACCGGUGGUGCGGCCAAGGUGCUGCUGCACUUUGAGAGUCCCCUACUUCGCACCCUUUCACACUCCGGUGACACCCUGACUAAUUCAAUUUUUCCAGCCAAGCGAACUGUUGAGCAACUUCUUGAUCUCGGUGGUGAAGCUCCUCCCAAGGGAGGUCCCGACGUCGCCGGCAACCCCCAGCUCAUCGAUGAGAUUAAGCACCUGUACUUCAGCAUCUAUGCACCUGGUCUUGAGAACUUCCUCGAGUCAAAGUGGUUCUCCGUCAAGGGACUCACGAAGCUUCUUACUGGCCGAAAAUAUCUUGAUGACUUCGGUUCUCUUCUCGUCCAAUUUGCCAAGACGCAACAAGAUGACCCUAAGGAGAUCGCAUACACUUCGAGCGUUGAAGGUCGAGUCGUCUGGUCUCUAGCUACAAUGGUCAAGACCAGUGCCGCCGAAAACGGUGUCAGAGAGCAUAAGACUGUCCCCGCCUCUGAUGAUGCCAACGAAGCCGGCGACCGCCUGGACAUCUUCGAGACGCUCUUGACUGGCCGUGUCGCUGCUGGCAACCCACUCACCCGCCCGGUUCCUCUCAGCACCGAUCACCACCGCCUUCGUGAGUUGCAGUUCUGGUACACCCUCGGUACCUUUGUUACUCUUCAAUACGAGGAUAAUAGCUUUGCCAAGCAAGUCGAUGACACCCUCUCCGCCCUCCGCAACCUCCUUGAUGGACGUGAGAACCGCGAUAUUCUGUACUCGAUUGCAGUCAUCCGAGGUCUUGGCCAACGAGUCUCCGAGUAUACCGAGAGCGAAACUCCUCUUCAUCUCGAUGAGACCGAUAACAAGAGCAGGCUGCUGGUCGCCAAGAAGUUUGUCGCUGACGAGGCUGCUGGAUCGGGCACCACCAACGUCAUUAGACGCCUGUGUGACCUUGCCACUCGCUCAUGGACCAUGCCCACCCUCCCUCCUAUUUCCGCACAUAGCACUGCUUCUCCUGAGCCGAAGCACUAA
Molecule: messenger RNA, 1908 nt
Organism: Drepanopeziza brunnea f. sp. 'multigermtubi' MB_m1
Lineage: Eukaryota; Fungi; Ascomycota; Leotiomycetes; Helotiales; Drepanopezizaceae
Source: RefSeq, a predicted model, not a curated record